Plutella xylostella (diamondback moth) is the source of this 5414-nucleotide messenger RNA. It is a transcript of the gene Drep2, whose product is annotated as DNA fragmentation factor-related protein 2. Gene Ontology annotation, biological process: regulation of apoptotic process; apoptotic process. Lineage: Eukaryota; Metazoa; Arthropoda; Insecta; Lepidoptera; Plutellidae. The record is from RefSeq and is a predicted model, not a curated record.
GAGCAGCCCGCGCCCCGCCGCCCCGCCCCGCGCCCCGCGCCCCCGCGCGCCGCCGCCACUAGUGUCCGGCUGCACUUGCAACCUGCAUUAUUCAAAAUGUGUGCCCAGUUAUAUAAAGUGUGUGGUGCCCUUAUGUGAAAGGAUUCGUUUCAUGUAAAUUUCGGGUAAAAUCAAUGAGUGAUUGGAUCCGGGCCGCUAGUGCCAUGUCUAAAACGCUCGGACUAAAAUGGGAUUGGUCGUCGCUUGACAAGAAAUUUCGAUUCGCUAAUGUGAAAAAGAUUAAAGAGUAAGAAAGAUGGACAGAAUAUGUUUCAGCGAGUGUGUGAUGUGCCUGUAACUAUAGUGUGGAGCUGAGAUGUGUCAGCGAUUGAGAGAACAAUGACCAUCGCAGUCGCCAUGGACAGUAAGGAGGUUAGAGGAAAGAGGCCUUUCAAGAUAUGGGACAGUUCGCGGAGCGUGCGCAAGGGACUCGUCGUCACCAGCUUUGAGGAGUUGAUACAUAGAGGCAAGGAGAAGUUGCAGGUGGUGUCGACGGAGCCGGUGCGGCUGGUGCUGGACAGCGACGGCACGCAGGUGGAGGACGGCGACUACUGGCGCACCCUGCCGCCGCACACCGUGCUGCUGCUGCUGCGCGCCGGCGAGCGAUGGUACCCCACCGGCGUCGACGUCAUCAAGGCUGCGAUAUCGGCGAUCCCCAAGAUCGUGUGCGAGACCAUCCACGCGCUCGAGCUGCACGAUGAGACCCCCUCGUGGAAGAUCAUGGACAACAAGGGGCGCGUCACCGUCGUGCUGCACUGGGACCACCGCGGCGGCGCCUCGCCCGCGGCGCGCUCGCCCGCGCGGCAGGCCAAGCCCGACCGCCGGCCGUCGCUCGUCAUCCAGACCUCGCUGGACCGGCCGCAGCCGCCGCCGCCGCACAUCACCGUCGUGAACCACGACGAGCCGCCGCCGCCCGCGCGCCGCCUGUCGCGCGCGCCCGCCUCGCUGGAGCACGUGCACACGGCCGAGUGCCGCGCCGCCGCGCCGCCGCCGCGCCCGCCGCCCGACGAGUGCGACUUCCACUGCUGCGCGCUGCACGAGGAGGGCCGCCGCAUCGCCGUGCACAAGAGCGUGGCCACCAGCCCCAUCCAGGACGCGCAGCCGCGCGCCUCGCCGCAGGGCCGGCCCAAGGGCCACGUGCGCUUCCUGGACGCUGAGGGCGCGCGCCGCGGCGACCGCGACUCCUCCGAGUCCGAGACCGAGAACACGCUCGUGGAGGACGAGGCCGUCACCUCCGAGAAGUUCCUGCUGCUCAUCGACCAGCUCAGCGUGGACCAGAAGCGCCACCUCACCAUCAAGGACAUCGGCAUCAUCCUGGAGCGGCUCAGCUCCAAGAUCCUGGACGUGGAGCGGCUGGACCGCGAGUCGGAGUCGGACGACUGCUACAACUGGACCAUCAAGGCGACCAUCCGCGGCGACGCGCUGCGCGAGCUCGGCGUCAUCUACAACGGCAACUACUACGCCAUCAGCGAGCACCCGGGCUACCGGGAGGAGAACGAGGAGGCGGGGGACGAGGCGGAGGAGGAGGAGGAGGAGGACCGGCUCUGAUCCGGCCUGUGCGGCGCCGGCGGGGCGCGCGGGCCGUGCGGGGCGCCCGCCGCCGCCGCCGCCGCGCUGCGCCUCGCGCUGUGCCGCGUGGCCGCGCGCUGAGCGCCCCCCGCCUCCGCGCCCCCGCGCCCGCCGCGCGCCGCCCGCACUCGCUGGUGACCAGUGACGUCACUAGCACCGGAAGCCCCCCGCUCAGGCCGCUCUGCUCGUCAAUUCGCGGGCAAAUCCCUAGUUUGUAAUAGCGAAAUUAAUAUGUACCUAAGUAAAACUGACUUCCUAUUGAUCGCAGAGUUUUACAUACCUAAGUGUAAAGUCGCCGGCCGUAUCGUGCCCGUUAUAUCGUAUUGUGUAUGUUCCCGCUCAUGCUGUAUCUUCUAUUGAAUUCCCACGUCAGGGUAACAACUAAAUGUGACUUCGUUAAUAAAAUUAUUCUUGGCCUAAAGACACAAUAUAUUACGUACUUAUACAUAAACCAUACCGACGAGUUUUAAUUUAAUCGUCUGUAAAGACCACAAAAGGGAAAAAAGGCUAGCGAUGAAUCGAUCAUAGAGUAAAAAUAGACUUAAUAAAUAAAAUACUUAUUAACUGUAGUCAAAUUGUACGUACGUACGUUGCAAGAGUUCAUUUUGUACUAAUAUCGACUAAAAUAAGCGGUGGCCAAGAUUUGUAAAGUUGUCGAGGAUAUUCCUCAGAAGUGAAGUGGUCAGCCGGCGGCCCGGCGCUCCGGGCCGGACCCGGCCGCACCACGCUGACAUUCAACAGAGAGAGCACUAAGCAUUUAUAUACAAUAGCUAUUAAUUAAAAUAUAUAAUAAAUUGAACGUUAUAAAGAGGUUGUAUCUAAAAUACGAAUAUACCGGCGCCACAUCCAGCGUGCGCAGCGGUAUUGGUAGGCUAAGUUAAUUCUUGUACUUCACUAGCUCUAUGGUAUUGUAGGACAGUAUAAUGUUUUUAAUUUUUGUAUAGUACUGACCGUGAGGCGAGCUGCUCACGGCUUGUGUAUAAAUUUAUAAAGUGUAAAAUUCGUGUUCGAGGCGAAACGUUAGAGCAUUAAUAAUAAGACGUAAAUUACGUAACGGUGAAAUAAGAAAUAUUAUUGAUUAUUAUUGGGACGUGACUGCACUGUUAUGUGAUGAGUAUGGUUCUGUUGAGCGCGGUUGUGUGGUUGCUUGAGGUUACCCGAGUACAAAUUGACGAGGAAUGGUUCCACUACACAAUAAAACUAACUUAUUAACCUAUGUGAAUGUUGAAAUGGUUUAUAUUCGGGUAAUUUAUUUGCACUUUGCAUAUUUUAUAUAAAAUAUAUUAUAUGUAUGGAUAUUUUGAUGUUUUCCUACGAUAUCUAUAAUAUUAAAACUAUAUUAAAGUUUAUUUAUAGCACAGUCAUUUUUGCUUCAUCUUUUGAUAUUGUGAUUUGUCCGAGAUAUGUAAAAUCAUUUGUAUUAAAAUAAGUUUUUGGUGUAAUACCUAGGAAUAAAUUAAUUUGUAUAUACGGCAUUAUAAAUAUUACUUUGUGGGAUAAAAUCAAAUGGAGGGCGUGGUUGAAGUUUCCGAGUGAAUAUAAAGUGGUGAAUUACAUUGUGUACUUACUGUAAUAAAAUUUGUAGGAAUUAAAGAAAUAUCUCUGUGAAAUCAGUUCAGCAAUAUCUAUGUUAGUAACCGAAAGACCAUUUUAUUAUAUUUAAACGAGUGUAUUUAGUUAAAUAGAAGGUUAAUUGCAUCUUUUCCCUACGAGUAAGACAACUUUCUGGCACAUUAUAAUAUAAAAAGAUUAUUAAUGUAAAAUGUUGGUGAAAAGUUUUCGUAUUAAUCGACUGUUUUACAGUAAGAAGGACUUUGAAUGAAUGUCGACUGUUCUUUGUGGAAACUAUGUUCAUGAGAUAACAAGACUCGCGGCAACGAGAUCGUCAUGAAAUGUGGAAUAAAACUUCAUAAUAAGCUUUAGCUAAACAAGUCACUUUUGCAAGCAUAAUUUGACUGUGACUUACUUAUAAUUUGUUUGUACAGUAAAAAUACUAAAGAUAAUGUUAUUAUAUUACAAUUCGUUACGCACAUUAAUAUGAUAUGUAGUUAAAUACAUACGUUUCGUUUUAAAUAUUUUGUAUGUAUGUGUAUAGGAUUAAUAUUGGGUACCUACAUAUUAUGUAACGACAUAGAGUUCAAUUGUGAUAGUGAAAAAUCAACGCAAAAUAUUAUUCACGUUAUGCAUAGUUGGUUUCCCUAUUUUAUAUUUAUAUUAUACAAAGUUAUUAUUAACCUUCCAUACCAAAUAGAAUCAAUAAAGGUAGGGUAAAUAAGAGCAAACUACAGGCACUAUUUGCAUAAUAACUUCACGAUGCGCGCGAAAUAUCUACUCAAAUAAUGAUGAAAAAAUUGUUUAACCACAUAUUAACUACAUAUUUAGCGGAACCAAAUGUGCAUAAUGUAAACAUGUAUACGUAGUUACUUCUACGACCGAAUAUACGCGACUCUGUUUAACUCAAGUGCAGACAACGCAUCAUACACACAACACUACAUCUACCUUCUAUAAAAAACUUGAUUUACAUAGACAAGCAAGAAUGUACCUACGUCCUACUAAUGUUUAUGAAAGAGGCAAAUGUCUGGCGGCACUCGGGCUAGCACUCAGGAUCCAGGUCUCAAGUAUAUUCUAGAACAUCAAAAGGGUCGCGAGCUGAGGAGCGGACCUAGAGGGGACAUGGGGCGGGGGUGCAACAUCGUGCAGCUAUGACUAAUAGUAAGGGAGAGAAAAUAGCUAUGCUUACAUGAAGUUUUACAUACUGGUUUGUUAACCCCAUGAUGGGUACUUAUUGGGAAGUUUUAUCGAGUUUGCAUCAUUGGCUCGCAAAGAUACACGCGGGUGAAUUCAUGUUGGUUUUGAUCAUUUGAUUAUGGUCCUAGCUCCGCUCCUCUAGCUCGCGGGGACUGCAGUAGUAACAUAAAGCACACAUACAUUUAUUAUAUGAUAAUUAUAAUGAUUAUACGAACGUUAAAUCGACUCAUAUUUAAGUAUUGUUUGUUACAGAUCGACGCGACGUUUUAAUAGAAAAACGGAAACGUUUAAAUUAUAAAGAACGUAGCACAAUAAAUAUCAACUCGAAUCAGAUCGUCACCGGAUCAACUCGAAACAGUAACGUAAUAUUGAAACAAAGGCGACCCCAUCCGAGUUGAUGUGUCUUGUGUGGUACAACCUUAAACGAGUAAAAAUAAAAAAAUCACGCAAUACUGAUAAGAAAGAUACGUAAUACUGUUUCUUAUUAGUCUAUAAAAUCCCUACCGAAUCAGUGUAUAGAAUAUAGGAAAUGGCUGUACUUAUUAUUUAUUUUAAAACUUUCGUGCCAAAUCAUCACAGUUUGUCCCACUUCCACAAAUAUUUGUAAUGUUUUUAACGCAUCAUAAAAUUAAUGUGUUCGAGCAGGAGUAUAUAGUACCUAAGUAGGUAUGUACUUUUACGAAUAGGUACAAUAAUUCAAAUGUUUAAUUUCUCUAGUGCCAAACUUUAACGUGGUAAAUAAUUUGUCAGAAUAUGUGAAAGCAGACCUAAAAUCUGUCUUAGGUCUAUCCUGUAAUAAUGAUGAUCGAUUUAAAUAUUUUAGUUUGAAUCGCUGAUGAGAAUCGGUCGACUGAGGACAGAAAUUGGACUGCAGAUCGACCGAGCCUCCCGCAGCGCCUUCUGUCUGUGAACCCGAGAUUUAUUUUUGUAUUCGGAAGUUUCGUAACCGACGUCACCACACGUCCUCGCGGCGCUCCGGUUUCAUUUACAACACUGACUAAGUAAAACUGAGAAGACUUCACUGCCACUAAUUUAAAAAUAAAAAUAUUGGAAACGAA